AUAUCAUUUCCUACAUGUGUUUAUGACUUUGUUGCUGGUCAAAUAACAAGAUAAUGAGAUUUGGAUGAUAUAUAGAAAAUGAAACUAACCUUAAAUCUACUCAGAAGAACUGACUACUGGGACAGAUUUGUACAUCGGCUGGUCAGACAGACAAUCGGACAAAGUAAAUGUAAACCAUUAAGGGGCUGGAGAGAGUGGGAAAAAGAUUGGCGUUUUACUAAAUAUGGACCCACUCACCCCACAGAGCUGAGGUUAAAUGCUAUAAGUUAUGGCUUGAAGAAACCUCUCAUGACUCCAUAUUAUGAACCCUAUAUAUUUGAAAAGGACAUGGUGAUCUGUAUGGUUGGAAAAGAUAAAGGUAAAAUCGGAGUAGUAGCAGAAGUGUUUAGAGAUGUCAAUGAAGUGAUCGUGGAAAACAUGAAUGUUAGAUAUGAAGUUAUGCGAGGUCAGACCUUCAGUAGGAUGGUUCCACUGAAACUUCCAGAUGAAGUUAAAUUGAUUGAUCCCACAGACAAGUCACCAACAGAUAUUUUAUGGCGGUACCUGGAGGAUGGAACUAGGGUCCGUGUUUCUAAGAAAUCCGGCCGUAUUAUCCCUAUCCCCAUAAACGAAGAACAAAAAACAGAAGGGGAUGAGAUUGCCGUAAAUUCAUAUUCUAUCAACAAGGAUAAAGAUACGGACAAAAAUGAAGUGAAUCUAGUGACCUUUAAACCAAAGUUAAAGACAUUUGAACAGGACAUAAUGGAUCAGAUGGGUAUCAAAGAGGAACGUGAAUACAGGCCAACGUUCUGGUACUGAGUGGUCUUAGAGAGAUGUAUAUUGAUAAUAAAACGGAAAAAACAAAACUGUUUUUAGUUCAGAUAGGACAAAGGGUUCACACGAGUUAUUUUUAUGACUUGAGACUGAGCUGCAUUUGUUUGUUGUUCUUUGUUUUUUCUUUGUAGCUACAUGCUUGUAAAUUUUUGAACAUCCACUUCUCAGUAACUAGUAAACCAA
This is a messenger RNA of Saccostrea echinata, 996 nucleotides long. Its product is annotated as large ribosomal subunit protein uL24m-like. Lineage: Eukaryota; Metazoa; Mollusca; Bivalvia; Ostreida; Ostreidae. Gene Ontology annotation, molecular function: structural constituent of ribosome; RNA binding. Gene Ontology annotation, cellular component: mitochondrion; ribosome. Bases 79 to 798 code for a protein of 239 amino acids. The record is from RefSeq and is a predicted model, not a curated record. Gene Ontology annotation, biological process: translation. The transcript is spliced from 6 exons.